GGAUGCUCUGAGAAAGGAGGAAGGGUGGGGGGGGGGAAGAGGGCCGUUCCUGGAAUUCAGGUGGAACAACAACAACGAGGAGAGCCAUCAUGUCGAAAGUUGUGAGCAACAAGGAGAAGAAAUCCUUCAGCAAAAAGCUGUUCCGGAGGAGCUCGGUUCGCUCCGUGGGGAGCUUUAUGAACAGAGUCCUGCGGACCCUAUCGACUCUGUCUCAUUUCGGAACCGACGAGCAGACGGCGGAAGACGAGAAGGACGACCCCACUCUGGUCCCGAGCACCGCGGGGGGGUCGGUCCCGUCCGACGACAGCGACUGCGGGGGGUUCCCUUUCGGGGACAAGGUGCCGGGAGUCGCCGGGCUGAAGAACCACGGCAACACCUGCUUCAUGAACGCUAUCCUCCAGUGCCUGAGCAACACGGAGCUGUUCGCCGAGUACCUGGCUCUGGAGCAGUUCCGGGGAGCGGAGACGAGCAGCAACAGCGAGAAGGCGAAGCCCAACGGGGUGCUGGUGCUGAGGAGGGCGGGCGGCCAGCCGCAGGAGGCCGGCGAGGUGACCGAGCAGCUGUCCGGCCUGGUCCGGGCUCUGUGGACCUUCGAGUACACGCCUCAACACAGCAGGGACUUCAAGAAUGUGGUGUCGAGGAGCGCCCUUCAGUUUAAAGGAAACUCCCAACACGAUGCCCAGGAAUUCCUCCUCUGGUUACUCGACAGAGUUCACGAAGACCUCAACCAAAUCAUCCACCCAGAGAGCAGACCCCCCAGGAAGCCUCCAGUAGAGGAAGAAGCAGUACCAGAAGGAUCUCCACUACCAGCACCUGGCUCUUUUGUUCAGGAGCUGUUUCAGGCACAAUACAGGUCUUCCCUGACUUGCCCUCACUGCCAGAAACAGAGUAACACCUUUGAUCCUUUCCUUUGCAUCUCACUGCCAAUCCCAGUACCUCACACACGGCCUCUGUAUGUGACAGUGGUGUACCAAGGCAAGUGCUCCCACUGUAUGAGAGUCGGGGUGGCCGUGCCUCUCUCCGGAACCGUGUCCAGGCUGAGACAAGCUGUGGCCCAAGAGACCAAAAUCCCUGCAGAACAGAUUGUCCUUACUGAAAUGUACUUCGAUGGCUUUCAUCGCUCCUUCUGUGACGACGAUGACGACCUUGAGAUCAUUCAGGAGAGCGACUCAAUCUUUGCAUUUGAGACACCCGAGCUUUUCAGACCAGAACAGAUCCGGUCCAAGCGAGGCGGGAGCCCACAUGCAAAUCUUAAUCAAAACAACUUGAAGUACGGAACAGACAAUAGAACAUCCACGCAAAUACAAGAGCCGACGACGCCGCCUCAGAGUCCCAAUAAGAACAGCGGGCAGGCUGAGAAGAUUGUUCUGUUGGUGUGCAACAGAGCCUGUGCAGGGCAGCAGGGACGCAGAUUUGGGAAUCCCUUUAUUCUGUAUUUGGAGCGUACAGUGACGUGGGAUGUGCUGCAGAAAGAGAUUUUAGAGAAGAUGAGGCAUCUUUUGCGUCCCGGAGUCUUCGUGCAGGUAGGGCCCUUCACAUUACGUGUUGUUGGAGUGGUUGGAAUCACAUAUCUGUUGCCCCAGGAGGAGCAGCCACUCUGCCAUCCCUCGGUUGAGAGGGCUUUUAAGUCCUGUGGUCCAGGAGGGCCCCCUCAUGUCAAAAUAGUUGUUGAAUGGGACAAGGAAACGAAAGACUAUCUGUUCAAAAGAACCGAGGACGAAUACAUUCCGGAUGCUGAAAGUGUGCGUCAAGCAAAGGAGCAGCAUCUGCAGCCUCAGACCUGUUCACUUUCACAGUGCUUUCAACUCUACACUAAAGAGGAGCAGCUUGCCCCAGACGACGCCUGGAGAUGCCCACACUGUAAGCAGCUUCAGCAGGGCAGCAUCAAACUCAGUCUGUGGACCCUGCCAGACAUCCUCAUACUUCACCUGAAGCGCUUUAGACAGGACGGGGAUCGACGGAUGAAGAUGCAGAACAUGGUAAAGUUCCCGCUCACAGGCAUGGACAUGGCACCCCACAUGGUGAAGAGGAGCCAGAGCAGCUGGAGUCUCCCCUCUCACUGGUCUCCCUGGAGAAGGCCUUACGGGAUGGGCCGUGAUCCGGAGGACUACCUCUAUGACCUGUAUGCAGUCUGUAAUCAUCAUGGGACCAUGCAGGGAGGACAUUACACAGCCUAUUGUAAGAACUCCAUUGAUGGGCAGUGGUAUUGCUUUGACGACAGCGACGUCCAUCCCUUAUCUGAAGAUGAGGUUUGCAAGCAGACCGCGUACAUCUUGUUUUAUCAAAGACGUGCAACAAUCCCCUCUUGGUCUGCCAACAGUUCUGUGGGAGGCUCCACCAGCUCUUCUCUGUGUGAGCACUGGAUAAGUCGGCUGAUGGGAAGCCGUCCGCCCAGCCAGGCUUCAUCUGGCUCCUCCAGACGCACGUCACUGGCGUCCCUGUCGGAGUCGGCUGAGUUUGCCGGUGAACGAAGCGAGGACGAUGGUCUGUCCACGCGACCAGCGGUGAGAGGCAUGCAAAGGCAGACGUUCUCUUCAAGAUCCUCUAUUGCCAGCCCACUUGUGCUGAGUGAAAAUGGCACUAAACCCUCCUGGACUCACUCUGCUAAGCUCCAACUCCGCUCCAACUCUCCAUCUCGCUUCUCCCUCGAGUCCCACUCCUGCUCCCCAACUCUGGAGAGGAUCGGAGAGGUGGUUGAUAACCCGCUGUCAUCCCCAUGCUUCACUGGCUCACCUAAGCCCGGCAGAACGUCAGAAGCCAAGUCAGCCCUUUCCACUCUGGACAGUAAUGCAGGGAAUAAAAGGGCUGUAGAGCAGGCGCACCCGAAGGCCGCGGCGCAGGCGGAGCAGCGGGGCUCCACUCAGACCGGUGAAAACAACAACGCGGGGACGGCCGGCGAACAGGUCAGCCCCCGCCACGGAGGGGCUCUGAAGGAGAAGCAGAGGAACGGGGCGGCCGAUAAUGCCGGCGUCAAAAGGAGCUCCGCCAAGAGCGGCCUAGAGGGCGAGAGGAGCCCCAAGAAGCGUCCCAAUACCUCCUCGACAUCGUCCAGCUCUCUCUCACCGGCGUCUCCAGCCACUGACAAGUUGCCGUCCCGAACGCAGUCCAAGAGUGCGGCAUCGGCAUCAAACCCCAAGGAGAGAAGUGACGGAGCACUGAAACUAAGCAAGAGCGCCUCCUCAAGAACAGGAACCCCGUCCAAGAAAGGGUCCUCCCAAACCCCAGACCUUCUACUCCCCGAUUCACAGCAGAAGAAGAGCGGCUCUUCGGGAUUACAGAGCUCGCACCCUCAGAGGCGGUUGUCACCCAGACGGGGAGGAGAGAAAAGCUCAGCUUCAGGGAGGACUAAAGCGGCAGACAGGAGCACCAGCUGUGAACCCUCACAAACCAGCAUGGGCUCAGACAGGAAAGUGAGCCACGGAGGAGGGCCUCCCUCCAGGGCCAGUGCCGCUGCCAGAGCGGAGGGCCGGCCGGCGACAGGCCGGAGCUCAAGCAGCAGCUCCUCCAUGGCCAGUCUCCGAUCCUCCAGCGUAGGAGUGUCGUCCUCUAGCAGUGCUCCACCGUCGAGGGGAUGUCGAGCCACCAACAAGACAGAGGACAAAGGUCUGUCCUUCUUUAAAACAGCUCUGCGGCCCAAGGAGACCCGCAAGCCAGGUGAGAGUGGAAAAGCCGGUGUGGCGGAGGCAAAAAAAAGUCCAGAGGACGGUGCUGGGGAUGCAGCCAGAGAAGCCGUGCAACGUGGACCCAGCAAAAAAGCCCAGAACUCGGCUUCUGAGGCCCAGACUAAUGCAUGCACAGCCAAAGACAAGGAGAAAGCUUCAGCCACGGCUAAGCAUUCACUGCUGCCGUCCACUAAGUCUAAGCUCUCCGGGGCGCAGACGGCCGGCCAGUCUUCAGCGGCCUCAAAGGAGCCGGCAAAGAAAGAGCCCGCUAAAAGGACAGCACAGUCCAGGAAGAUCCCCAUCAACUCCACACAAACAAGCCAGAAAUCCAAGUGAAGUUCCUCUGAGUGUGUCGUAACAAUAUUUCCAGUGCAGCUCUGAGGCGUUUUAUCUUUUUCUUUUUUUUUUAAAUGAAACAUCACUGAGUGUCUGAAAGACAUUUUUUAAAACACCUGUAGCUAUUCAGUGGUCACUGAAUUCCAGCUGCCAUACUGGACACGUGCUGUCCACAUAGUUAAAUAGCUAUUUAGGAAUGGAUUUGAUCAAAGCACUUUGUAUGGAUUGCAUUGAUUAUACUGUCUUGUAAAUAAGCAUGGAAACGUAAUGACAUCAUUGCCUUGCUCUGUCUGUAGCAUUGAGGAACGUCUUAGUCAGUUGUGAAAAUAAGUGACUGCACAAGACUGGGAGCAGAAACAGUGGUGGAAAGCAGCGUUUGAGAUCCAUCAAACAUGGACCGCUCAGUCACCAAAGGACGUUUUUGGAAAAUUUUAAGAAGCUGAUACUCAAGAAAUCAUUUUCAGAAGUCACUAUGUACUGCUCUCCGUCAGCAUCGAGAGCCAUAUGUCAACAAACAUCAGUGCCUCAGAUAAUCAUGAAGACGUAUUUAAUCUAAAUUGUAUAACUGCAGGUGUUGAUCAAUUUGUAUUAUUUGAAUUUUAAUAUUUACUAAGCACUGAAAAUGUUAUUUCAAGCAAAACACAAUUAAGCCUAUUUAACAUAACUACUGUUUACAUAUGCUCUGUGAUGUAGUAACUCUGCAACAGCCUUUAAGAUGAAUUCUUUUGUCCAAAUACGAGUGUCAUAGCGAGGUGAGGAGAGGCGCUGGAACGCAGCCCGUGUCAUUGCCGUUACACUCCUGGUGCCCGUGCUUCUCAGUUGCUCUGAAUGCCCAUGCUUUACCCGCCAGUUACCCUUGUGACCCCCCCCCCCCCCCGGCCCUCGCGUGCCGCCACCACCGCCA
Messenger RNA from Menidia menidia (Atlantic silverside), 4902 nucleotides. The record is from the annotation of a GenBank genome assembly. Lineage: Eukaryota; Metazoa; Chordata; Actinopteri; Atheriniformes; Atherinopsidae.